GGCCUUGGUACUUCUGAGAUCAGAACAUCAGCAGGGCCUCCGCAAGAACACACUGUUUAUGUUAUUGCCAGAACCUGGGCCAUUCGCACAGUAAUCCUGGCUGAACACCAGAUGGGGCAUGGUCAGCAUUCUAUUAUUUCCAGCCCUAUGUCCGCCACAUGUUAGUACUCACGCGACAGGCGUUCUGUUGUUGCCCCUCAGCUUCAUGAAUCAAUUGUGGCCACCAAAAACCCGCGCUCGAAGUUCUUUUAUGACGUCUGACACACUGGCAAAAUCGUUAUAAACUGCCUAUGAAACCGUCACUGGUGUUUGUUCCUUGCACUACAGAUCUGCUCCCAGAAGAACUACUUCCCCAAUAUCACGCCUGACCAUGAAGAGUGACGAUAAGAGGCCGUUGAUCGACCCGGUGGCCACGCCGGGCCCGUACCUCGAAGCCGGGAUAGAGGAGCACACGGGUCCUCAGCCGACCGAAACGACAAGUUUGCUUCCCAACCGGCAUCCCACAAACCGCUCUGAUGUUCACUAUCGGGACUGCAUCUCGGGCCCUCGUUUUCAUUUUCUGUUCUGGAGCAUAAUUUUUGGUUGCUCAAUUGCAUUCUUCGACACCACACUGAUGGCCUCUUCCCAUCCCGUCAUUACUUCCUACUUCGAAGCCUCGAACGCGGCUUCCUGGCUUAGUACCGUGUUCUACCUGACCUCUACGGUGUUCCAGCCAGUGUACGGCCGCGUUUCGGACACUGUCGGUCGACGGCCGGCCUUGCUGUUCGCGAUCGUCAUGUUCUUUGUCAGCACCUUUUGGUGCGGCGCAGCUGGCAGUAUUGGCAGCUUCAUCGCCGCCAGGGCGGUAAGUGGAUUGGGCGCCGGUGGCGUGGUUGCCCUCGGUGGAAUAUUGACGAGCGACAUUGUCAAAAUCGAGUACAGAGGCAUCUAUCAGAGUUAUUUCAACUUGGCGUAUGGAGCAGGCAACGGGCUGGGCGCCGCCUUAGGGGGCUUUCUCUGUGACUACUUCGGUUGGCGCGCUGCCUUCUUUUUGCAACUGCCUUUCAUCCUCAUUUAUGGUGUCCUUGCCAUAUUUUCUUGCCCUGAUAAUCUCGGCCCAAAUCUGGCGAAGACUCAAGGGAAGACGCUCGGCGAGGCCUUCAAGAGCUUCGACACUUAUGGAACGAUCGGAAUGAUCCUCACAGUCUCUGGCCUCAUUCUCGGGGUGAACUUGGGAGGCAAUGUUUUCACGUGGACACACCCAUUUGUUAUCAACAGCCUAGUGAUCUCUGGGAUCGCGUGCAUCUCCCUGGUCCUGGUGGAGCGGAGAGCCGAACGACCUAUCCUACCUCUGAGGCUUUUCUCGACAACACCCGUUGCAAAUGUCAUAGGAAGCAAUUUCAUUGCCUCGAUGCUCGUCAAUACCGUUUUGUUCAAUGUUCCGCUCUACCUCCAAGCGGUCCGACAAACUUCGCCUACGAUUUCGGGCCUUUAUCUCGUUCCUCCUCUGGUCGGCGCUAGCAUCACCGCCAUCCUGGCAGGAGCUUACAUCACUCUCACAAGACGGAUGAAGCCUCCGAUGGUGCUGGGUUCAAUCAUGGGACUUUGUGGCGCCGUGGCUGUAGCGUGCUUGUCUGCAGACACACCUACCUCGCUUGUCCCUUAUCUCAUUCCUUUCGUCUCGAUUGGCCAAGGAUUCUUCUUCCCGGCCGCAACUAUUGCAGUCUUAGCCCUCAACUCUCAGGAGGACCAAGCGGUGGCAACCACCACACUCGGUCUCAUUCGCAACCUUGGCUCUAUUAUGGGUGUGGCCUUGAGCAGCUGGGUGUUGCAGAAUGCGCUGCCAAUAUACCUGAACAGAUACGUCACAGCACCGGAUGCAGCCACCAAAGAAGAUAUCAUUCGUACUGUCAGGGAAUCGAUCCGCGCAAUCCGAGAUUUGGACCCCGUGCACAAGAAACAGGUCAUUGAUGCGUAUGCGUCGAGCUUGAAAGCGACAUUUCUCAUGGGCAUCGUCUUCUCCUUUUUAUCUGCCUUGCUUAUUUGGCCGGCUCAGCUGCCCCGCCUGCAGAAACAAGAGGAUAUGGACAAAGAUGAGGCAGCUAUCUUUGUUCCGGGGUCGAGCGACGAAUCCGAUUAUGAUGAAGAGGAGGAGGACGCGGAUUCGCGAGCGUUGCUGGCAACGCCGACCCAUUCUAUCGUGCGAUCCUUCACAAGUGGCACAAAUCGAAGCACAAGAUCAUCGUCUUUGGGCAGGAUGCUGGAGAGGAGAGCAAGCUUUGACACGAGCUUCUAGACGCUGCCGCCGGAAUGCAUUACUUGUGCCUUGAACCACUUACUUUGGUCUUUGCGGCAGAGAAUACAAACCGGUUGACGAAUAUUCAAACCUGCAGAAGAUACCCAAUGCAUGCGGUAGUCCACAUACGGCCCGUGCUUGGAUUUUCAGAUUACUAGCAAAUGAGGGUCCAUUCGCCCUAGGCGGCCUGGAGCCAG
Molecule: messenger RNA, 2472 nt
Organism: Cladophialophora immunda
Lineage: Eukaryota; Fungi; Ascomycota; Eurotiomycetes; Chaetothyriales; Herpotrichiellaceae
Exons: 2
Coding region: 371-2275 (634 amino acids)
Biological process (GO): transmembrane transport; basic amino acid transport
Cellular component (GO): fungal-type vacuole membrane
Molecular function (GO): basic amino acid transmembrane transporter activity
Source: RefSeq, a predicted model, not a curated record